AUGUCUUCUCCCACAAAAGAAAGUGUCAGCUCAGUUGGCCCAGUGGUUGUCGGGGACCAACUACUCUUCGUGCUCUUUGGAGCCUUGUCUGUUCAAACGUAUUUCUAUCAUAUCGGCUCCCGAGAUAAGGCCCUGAUUAGAGCACUCGUCUAUGUCAUCUACGCCAUCAUGCUAACCCAGAUCAUCCUUUCUGGCCACGACUUCUUCGUGCGUUUUGCCAACCCAAACCGUACUUCAAAGCUCAAUUUCGAAAACCUGGGUUGGCUGUAUGUUCCUGUGUUGGGAGGAACAGUGGAGGCUGCCGUUCAAAUGCUUUACGCCUGGAGAAUUUCCGUCCUGUCCCAGAGCCGUAUCGGACCGUUUCUACUAGUAGCGCUCUCAAUCGCGAGUGCAUGUUCAGCGUAUAUUUCUGCUGGCUUUGGAUCUAAAGUUUCCAAUAUAUCCACUCUCAACUCUGAUUCUCUUGGCCUGCGGAUCGCUUCAACUGUAUGGUAUGCAAGCUCAGCUGUGUGCGAUGUGGUGAUUGCAGUGUACAUGGUGCGCCUGUUAACAAGAAGUAGGAGCUAUGUUUCGAGCACCCGUGCUGCGAUUGGAAGGAUAAUCCGCCUCACGGUCGAAACAAAUGCCUUGACAGCGAGUUUCGCGGUGGCCACUCUCGUGCUUCUUCUCGCAACCCCGGGGAAGACUUAUUUCUUGACGUUGUCGUUACUUCUACCCAGCAUCUAUGCCAACGCCUUCCUUGUUAUGCUGAACUUGCGCUACCGACUCACCCAGCCUGGGGUCCCAGACCCUCAACCUUCCUUCUGCAGGAUGUCUCUCAGUACAGCACCUUCCUCAAUGCGGGUUCAUCAGCCCGCAUUAGUGUCAUUCCAAGAGGAGCAUGAACUUGGCAGUAAUUUGCGAGCCAAAGACAGAAGCGAUGACCUCGAGAACCAGUAG
This is a messenger RNA of Marasmius oreades (fairy-ring Marasmius), 939 nucleotides long. RefSeq lists its product as uncharacterized. The transcript is spliced from 9 exons. The record is from RefSeq and is a predicted model, not a curated record. The coding region runs from base 1 to 939 and encodes 312 amino acids. NCBI's taxonomy places the organism in Eukaryota, Fungi, Basidiomycota, Agaricomycetes, Agaricales, Marasmiaceae.